This is a messenger RNA of Cantharellus anzutake, 3403 nucleotides long. RefSeq lists its product as uncharacterized. Gene Ontology annotation, molecular function: protein binding. NCBI's taxonomy places the organism in Eukaryota, Fungi, Basidiomycota, Agaricomycetes, Cantharellales, Hydnaceae. The record is from RefSeq and is a predicted model, not a curated record. The transcript has 19 exons. The coding region runs from base 340 to 3285 and encodes 981 amino acids.
CUCUCGGAGAUUUGAUAACAAUAAUUCGAAGCACCUUUGUUUUGACCUUUUCUUACUUCACGAAAGGAUUGGGGCCAGAGGAUCUACUAAUCCUGUGGCUCAGACGUCACCUCCUGGGCAUUUGAAUGGUCUCAUUAAUGGCAUACGGUUCCCUCAUCGGGUAUCUUCCACACUGCAAAUUCCUCAUUGUUAGCUCGUGUCAUGGCGGCCUUGCGGCAAAGUCCACAACGGACCAAUUCAACCCGCCUGAAUUGGCCACGACACUACGGCCUUUGAACAAGCACUUUUAAGACCAUCACAUAGGUUGCUAUCUUGAACAUUGGUCCUUUGCUGCUUGCUAUGGAGCACCAUCCCCCCCUUCCUACACCUCUUAGGCGUCAGCCCGCCCCUGAUGGGGGUUCCCCAUUGCCCAGAGAUGUGGGAGUCUCCGAUUCCCCAAGUCACCUCCGACCAGCCACGCUAAGACUCCUCAUCAAUGAUGUUGCGCAAUCUCGGCAAGAAGCUUUGAGGACCCCUCGAUCCGCGAUUAUCGAGGAUCGUGGAUGGCCGGGGUUUCCAUUUCCUCAGCAGCAACAACAUGGUGCUAAUAUUGCUUCACUCCUUGGCGACAUUGCGCAACGAGAUGAGGAUUAUUUUCAUUCCAGCACUCCCGUGCAUCCACCUCUGACCAGCCGCCCGGAUUUUCGAAAGCCGUCGACAAUCCAUGAGCUCAGACACUUGCAGAAAAACAGCCCGUUGAACUCUCCAGUUGAAGCAAAUUCGGAGUUAGACAAUCGCUACAAGCCCCACACGGAUGCUCUCCAGGAGACUGGGAUGGACGCUUUCGUUGGAUUUGAAAGGCGUGCAAUCGCUCUUGAUCGGAGGCUUCUGAGCUUUCACAACUCGGUCCAGCACUUGGGAUCUGGGGCUGGCUUGGUGGCUUCAGCAGUCCAAUUGCGCAUUCGACUUGUUGGUGUUCUACUGCUCCUUCGAGAGCAAGUGUCUGUUGUCUACCCGGGUAUAAAAAAGGAAGUGAUUGGGCCCACUGUCAGGGCCGUACCUGAGGCUUGGCUAUCGACAUCCAGUCUCCCAAUGGGACUUGAGGAGGACUCCAGCCCCGAGCGAAUUCCUCUUGAAUUUGAGCGUCUCGCCAUCGAACUAUAUGAAUUUCUUGAGUGCAUAAAUCAUAUAUCUGAAUUUGCUGAAGAAGCUAUUAAUACGUCUGUCACGAGCUUUGCGUGUGAUAUUCGGUACUGGGCCUCAUGCUUGCGUGAAUUUAAAGGGCGUAUGACUUCGCCUUCUGUUGCAUUAUACGCUCACGAGUUAGCAACAGGACCCUUUUCCGAGCACAUGAGUGCCGUAACGGACGCUCUGGCUAACUUCGUUGAUUUCGGAGUACCCACAAUAAGAUUGGCCCAGCAGCAGACUGGCAGCGCCUUCCUUAAUCUUUCAACAGUUUCGACGCUCUUCAGCGCAGUCACGGCCACCGUGGUUCAGUAUAGCUAUCAAAGCCAAUCCAGCGGUCUCGAGCAAGCUGUGAAUUUACUGUGGAUAACUUCUCUAGUGUUCUCACUUGCGAGCGCAAUUAACAGCCAACUUGCAUACGCCUGGCAUACAUACGUAUAUCGGAGCCCAAGAUCACUUGUGCCAUGGUGGGGACUAUUUGUCAUCAAGCAGGCGCCAUUGUUUUUCCUUGUCAUUUCGGUGCUGGCUUUUUCGGCUGGACUUGUUUGUUUCUGUUUUUCAGUGUUUCCUAGAACGGUGAUACCCCUAAUCAUCACCGUCUGCACGUCAUUCUCGUCAACGACUCUUUUCCUUGUCAUUUUCUGGUUCGCUGGCGAACGAUGGGUGUUCACACAAACGUGUGGCAAGUUGUGGCUUGCUGACCUGGUUAAUGACUGUCUCUCGAAGGAGAGGUAUGUCGUGGCUUCCCGACAUUUGUGUACUUCAAUAUUGCAACGUUGGCGUAAGCUCCGGCAAUGGUUGAGUGUGGUUCUCGAAAACUCAAGGGGGCGUAUCCAACCUAUCCACCGUGCUCCACCUAACCUUGAUGUUGAGAGGCCAGAAGAUCCCCACCCGACGACCGUGAUCCCCCCUGGGUCCCCGGCUCUAGCAGCCCUGGGACGUUCCCGCAGCAGGAGACAGUCAAUUCCGCUUAGCGUUCGGGUUUCUCAUUUGAAACCUCCAAAAAUCACUCUGACAUCCUCCCCAAGCGAACCAUCCUCCGUUAGCCGUGUCUACCCGGCUACCUAUCGUCCAAUUCCACUCCCUGUAAUCAUUCCGGCCUUACGACGACUGAACGCUUCUCCAGCUUUAAGCGAACAUGCAUUUGCCAUAAGACAUCUGGCAUUCAGUCCUAAUGGGGGAUAUCUUGCUUCAUGCAGCUGGGAUAGUACCGUCAUAAUCUGGAGAGUUGGAGAUCCAUUCCAGGUCUAUCGUCGACUUGACCAUAUUACUGCAACUGUAGCGCAGAUUGCAUGGUCGCCAAGCGGCCGUUUGCUACUCACAAGAUCAAGCGGGGGACUAAGGAUCUGGGACCACAUGGUGAAUGCACGAGAUGUAGCGAUCGACAGGAGCGAAGGCAUCCAGUCAGCGUCUUGGCUGCCAAGAGGGAAUACGGUCAUGUCAGUGGAAGGGAGCAGUUUGCAUAUCUUUAACGUUCAAGGAUCCGCCGUUGCAACACAUACAAUCGACCGGUUCCUGCUUCACGAUGCUGCUGUUGUGAGGGAUGAAAAUCGCGUCGUGGCUGUUGCCACUCUAGAGAAAUCUAUAGAAGGCAUUUAUCCUUCGAAGUCCGAACCAGAGAGGCGCGUCAUCGUUUACAAUCUUCUUUCCGGGGUUAUUGAAGAUCAGAUUCCUAUACGCCGUCCAGCUCGUUGGAUCUCGUUAUCAGAGAAGAACGAUUGUGCAAUGAUAACGUUUUCUGACAGGGGCCCUCCACAAUUGAUCAAGCUCAAUACCGAUGAUGACGGCUGGCGUGUCCAUCUCUCUCCGAUGCAUAUAUAUCUGCCCGCUGGCCCUACAACAUUCACAGGGCCUUCCACCUUGGGGAGCUUCAUAGGUACUUCGGCCGAGGAUCAAAUGGUUGUCGCCGUUGGCAGAGCGGGUGAAACUUUGAUAUGGGAUCGAGAAUCUGCACGUUUACUCCAUACGGCACAUUCAAAGGAACUUGGGAUUGAGCACACUGUUGUAUCGUGGAAUCAUGGGAGCAAUGGGGACUUGAUGUUCGCCACUGGAGCUACGGAUGGUUCAAUUCGGAUCUGGACAGCCCCUUGUCCGACUUCGGACGAUUAUGGAGGGACAUGACCUUGAUGCACGACAUAGUUGAGGUGUUUCGCAAUCGUCCUCGCUGAUCCACACGCAUACCUAUAUACCUAGUAAUAUUCCUGAUGUUGAGAACAGGCGGCAAAAAUGUUCUCCUUUC